GGCUGUGUGUCUGCUGCUGGGCUUUAGCUCUUCCCUCCCUCCAGAAGCCAGUCUCAGCUUUGGCCACAGGGGUGUGAUUGAUGCCAGGGGCUGGUGGCCACUGGCUUGCUGGGGUCCCCGUGCAGCAGCUGUGGCCUGAGGUGUGCUGCUUAAUGAGGCCAAGAAUCUGCAAAUUUCCUUGGUGGUAAACGCUGCUGCUGCUGCUUUGGGACCGUGCUGCUGGGAAAUGUCUCUGCUUUGGGCCAUGCUCAUGGAGUCAGGUGGAACAUCUGCUAAGGUCUCGUGAAGCUGAACACACACAGAGCUUGUGUGGCCUGUCCUGGGCUGUUCAUCCAUGGCUGAUGAUGGAGUGAGGUCCCGAUGCCCCCUGCAAGCACUUGACCUUCCUCUUGUGUUGCAUGACUUACUCCGUCUACUCCAGACUGAUAGUCCAUCAGUUUAAGGUAUUUGUGCAGCAUGGAUUGAUUCUGUCUCCAUUCAGCCUGGUCUACUUGGAAGAAAAAUACUCUUGUAUCAUCUUAAAAUCAAGAGAAGAGAAAAUCUGGACACUGCCACUUACACAUAGUAGGAGUACAUGAGUGUGCAGCUUAUGCCACCAUUCAACCUUACCAGCUCGACUCCAGCAACUUUCAUCUUGGCUGGCAUCCCGGGCAUGGAGAAGUCACACAUCUGGAUCUCGAUCCCCUUCUGCUCUAUGUAUCUGGCUGCCCUGCUGGGAAACGGUGCCCUGCUCUUUGUUGUGAGCACAGAACGAAGCCUCCACCAGCCCAUGUACCUCCUCUUGUCCAUGCUGGCUGUCACUGACCUGAUGCUGUCAACCACAACUGUGCCCAAGAUGCUGGCUCUGUUCUGGUUCAGUGCGGGGGAGAUCUCCUUCGGCGCCUGCCUGACCCAGGUGUUCUUCCUGCACUUCGCUUCCUCAGCAGAGUCUAUGAUCCUGAUGGCCAUGGCCUUUGACCGGUUUGUGGCCAUCUGCUACCCCCUGAGCUACGCGGCUGUGCUGACACAGUCAGCUAUUGCCAAAACAGGGCUGGUGAUUCUGUUGAGAAGUUUUUGCAUCAUUUUCCCGUGUGUAUUCCUGCUGAAGCGGCUGCCCUUCUGCGGGCACAACGUCAUCCCGCACACCUACUGCGAGCACAUGGGCAUCGCCCGGCUGGCCUGCGCCGACAUCUCCGUCAAUAUUGUGUAUGGCCUUGCCAUGCCUGUCGCAGCAGCAGUGCUAGACGUUGUGCUCAUUGCUGUCUCCUACAUCCUAAUUCUUCAGGCAUUAUUCAGACUCCCUUCCAGAACUGCCCGCUGCAAGGCUUUCAAUACCUGUGUCUCUCAUGUUUGUGUUAUAUUUCUUUUCUAUAUUCCUGUUUUUUUCACUGUUUUAACGCACCGCUUUGGUCAGGAAAUCCCGCACCAUGUCCACAUUCUGCUGGCCAACCUGUACAUUCUCUUCCCUCCCCUGCUGAACCCCAUCGUGUAUGGGGUGCGGAUGCGACAGGUAAAAGAGAAGUUCAUGAAAGUGUUUCUCUGCUCCUCAGUUCAUUUUCUGCAAGAAUAGCAGCAAGAUGUCACUAUGAGAAAGUAAUGAAUACCUCAGUGGGACUUGAAGCCCACCCAAAUCCUCCCUCUUGGCAACCACAAAUGUCGAGCACAAGUGACAGAAAUGUCACUUGUGACAGAAAUGUCACUUGUGGGGAAUCCUCAACAAGCUGAAGGCAGGCAGCUUUUGCUGUAGUGUGGUGGUGAGAUCCUUAUCUCAGCUGUCUGCUCUGGAGUCAAGGGACAAGGUGUGUAAUAAAUUGUUCUAAUCACAA
Messenger RNA from Anas platyrhynchos (mallard), 1805 nucleotides. Its product is annotated as olfactory receptor 52B2. Gene Ontology annotation, molecular function: olfactory receptor activity; G protein-coupled receptor activity. Lineage: Eukaryota; Metazoa; Chordata; Aves; Anseriformes; Anatidae. Gene Ontology annotation, biological process: G protein-coupled receptor signaling pathway. The record is from RefSeq and is a predicted model, not a curated record. Gene Ontology annotation, cellular component: plasma membrane.